GACUUGUAGUACAUAUUUGAUAACCUCAAACUCUCAGAUUGAAAGAGCAACACAACACAAAAACAACGCCCAAAACCAAAAGGAGAACGACCUAGUCAUUUCUCUCUCUGACACUUUCUUAUAUUCUUGUCCUUCCAUUCUCUCACUCUCACUUUGUUCUUCACUCUUCUCCUCCUUUAAAAGGAAAAAAAAAAUCCAACACCAUUCUCAACCCUCUCUCUCUUUCUCAAUUUUGGUCCUAAAAAUUAUUUCUUUUCAAAAAUUUAUAAGAAACAUGGGCAAUCAAAAAUUUGAAAACCAUCACCAAUUUUACAACAACCGUCACAAAAACACAUUCCUUCCAAUGUUAUGCUCAAGACCCUCCAUCAAAGAUGUGAAUCUUCCAAGGUGUAGAAUCAAUCCAUCUUCUUCUUGCAAUGACCCUUUAUCACCAAAAAUAGGUUGCAUGGGUCAAGUCAAAAGAAACAACAAAAUUGCUGGAUUUCCAACUUCACAAUACAAGUUGCUCAGUUUCAACAACAAAAGUAACACCCCCUCAAUUAUUUCACCAGUUGUGAAAUAUUCCAAACUCAAAAAACUUUUUUCUAGUAAGAAUCUUAUUAGCACCCCCUCAACUACUUCUACCACCACUAAAACCAAGCAAAGGGUGGUAGGUAAUAGUACUAAUAUUGUGAAGGUGCCCAAAAAUAUUGAAAGGUGUAUUAGGAAUGAGAAUGUUGUUGUUGGUAUAAAAAUUGAUGAAAUGGAUCCUCCUUUACCUGUGAUCAAGAGGGUGAAUAAGUUGGAAGAAGGAAACAAAAGUGAGAAUAGUCUUUGGAAAAGAAGAUCAGGUUCAAGUUUGGCUCCAUUGAGAAGUUUACAGGUUCAACAGAUUCAAGUUCAAACUCCAAAGCUUUGUAUUGAACCUACAACUGUUUGAUAAUGGAAUUAGAUUAGACAGAUCCAUAGUUUUUUUUUUUCAUUUGAAAUUUUUACUUAGAUCAGAUAUAAUGUAAAUUGUUUAUUGUUUGUUCAUCUUUUCCCUUUUUUUAAGUUUUCUCAGCUUACAAUUUGGAAGAGUUAUGCUAUAAUUUCUUGAAGCAUGUCACAUGGGGUGAUGCAGAA
Messenger RNA from Medicago truncatula (barrel medic), 1104 nucleotides. RefSeq lists its product as uncharacterized. The transcript has a single exon. The record is from RefSeq and is a predicted model, not a curated record. Bases 275 to 919 code for a protein of 214 amino acids. NCBI's taxonomy places the organism in Eukaryota, Viridiplantae, Streptophyta, Magnoliopsida, Fabales, Fabaceae.